Molecule: messenger RNA, 1491 nt
Organism: Myxocyprinus asiaticus (Chinese sucker)
Lineage: Eukaryota; Metazoa; Chordata; Actinopteri; Cypriniformes; Catostomidae
Product: adhesion G-protein coupled receptor G7-like
Exons: 11
Coding region: 1-1491 (496 amino acids)
Biological process (GO): adenylate cyclase-activating G protein-coupled receptor signaling pathway; cell surface receptor signaling pathway
Cellular component (GO): membrane
Molecular function (GO): G protein-coupled receptor activity
Source: RefSeq, a predicted model, not a curated record
AUGGGGGAGAAAGAUACCUUUAUACCUGACAGAAUAAAACUGGAUGUGACACAUAAUGAGCAUCUACCUCCACACCAAAAUGACUUUGACCUUCAGGUGAAAGUCAAAUUUAAUAAAGGUUCUGAAGUUGUUGGGUUUGUCCUGUAUGGGAACGAUCAGUUCUUCCAGUCACAAAACUUUAAAUCAUCUCUGAAUAUCAAGAGAAGGGUGGUCUCCGCUAACCUGCCAAAAAAUUGUAAAUUGGACAAGGUUGAGUUAAAAGUCCCAACACUAUCGACCGAUUCCACCAAGUCCCUCCACGACUUUGCAUGCGUGUCAUGGAGUGAUUCCAAAAAAGAAUGGAUCGCAGAGAACUGCGCCAAAGAAGUGAGCACCAGCGGUCACGUAACAUGCAGAUGUACACCUAAUCAAGCAAAUAUAAACUUUGCCAUUCUAAUGACUUUCAGUGGAAACUAUCAAUAUUCAGAAGCCCUACAUUGGAUCAGCAUCACAGGCUGUUCUCUUUCUGUAGUGGGUCUGGCUAUCACAGCAGUGUACCAAGUUGUGACCAGGAAGUCAAGAGGGGUAUCCCCUACUCUGAUUGUGGUGAACGUCUGCUUGUGCAUGAUGAUUUUCUACCUUCUCUUCAUCUUCGGCAUUAACAACCCUGAUCAACAUACGAAGGCUGUAAAUUUUUCAGAGGGGAAUAUGGUUCCUGAAUCAGAUCACUAUCAGGACCCAGAUAACGGUCACUGCACGGCAGUUACAGCCCUACUUCAGUACUUCUUGUUGGCCACAUUCACUUGGAAUACUCUGUAUGGCGCAAACGUGUUCCUCCUCUUCAAAAAUAAAGUGUCUGGAACGCCUCAGUGGUUUCCAAAGGUUGCCUUGGCAGUUGGCUGGGGGUUUCCUGCUGUCAUUGUUGGAAUCUCGUUGGGAUCCACCUACAGAGUGAAGGAACCUUUAGGUUAUCGGCAAGAAGAGUUUUGUUGGUUGGCUUUCAUGGACCAGAAACACAACUUUGAUAUGAGAAAACCCAUGUUCUGGGGAUUUUUGCUCCCUCUAGUGAUCAUGCUGAUCUCCAACACAGCAAUGCUGCUGUUCUUCUCUCACAACAUCUGCAGGACCAACCCUAAUUUAAACAAGUCACGGGAAACUCCUCUAAAGAAGAAGAUUUUGAGUAGUUUCUCUCUAGCCGUGAUGCUCGGUUUGUCUUGGGUCACAGGCUACAUUUUACUCAUCAGCCAAGAAAAAACUCUCAAGCUCAUCUUUAGUGUGGUUUUCUGUCUCUGCAACACAACACAGGGCAUUCAAAUAUUCAUUUUAUUCACUCUGAAAUCUGUAUUAAACAAGAAACCAGCUAUUCUGAACAUGAUGCAGGAAUCACAGAUAAGCCUUCAUAGGAAAACGUACUCUUUUUGGAAAGUUAACAUACCAGAAAGCAGAGAAACCUACUCAUCCACAGAUCUCGACUUGUUCAGUCCACCACAGCUCGUCAAUGAGCUGGAGUAG